Molecule: messenger RNA, 1188 nt
Organism: Eruca vesicaria subsp. sativa (arugula)
Lineage: Eukaryota; Viridiplantae; Streptophyta; Magnoliopsida; Brassicales; Brassicaceae
Source: the annotation of a GenBank genome assembly
AUGUCAACCACCACCACCUCCACUGGUCGCAGAGUUCAGUCACCGUCGCCGAAUAUUAACCGGAGCAGGACUAAAUCCUCCUCGAUCUCUCUUCCAGUGUCUUUAAAUGCCUCACUAUCCUCUUCUUGUUCAUCCUCUUCUUCCUCUUCUCCUUCCAAGACAAGCAAACGUGUGACGAUAAGAAGAUCACAAUCCACAACAAGAUCUUCCAUAGCCACCGGAUCCACCGAGAUGAUCCCGGCGAGAAACAGCGAGUCAAGAUCUCGAGAGGUGAACAACGGUAGAACCAGAGAGGCGUUUGCUCGGUACUUAGAGAAUCGUGAGCGUGGCAGUCCACGUACUAACGCAUCAAGUGUAAAACCUGGAGCUAGCUCACCAUCUGCAUGGGCAAUGUCCCAGGGGAGAGCUUCCACGACGAGAAAUUCUUUAUCAAGUUCAGCUCCAGCCACUAAUAUGUGCCACACGCCUCCUGAGUCACCGGUAAGCGCGGCUAAGAUGAGAAGCAGUGGCCGUGGAGCCGUGGCGGGAGUUUUGAAAUACUUUAAGGCACAGAAGAAAGUAUCUUUGGUUCAAGAGGAGGAGUAUCACCGGUUUAGGCUUCUCCACAAUAGAUUAGUUCAGUUAAGGUUUAUUAACGCAAGAACAGAAGCUGCUAUGGCUAAACUUAAGGUCAACGUUGAGGAUCAAUUGUUUUGGGUCUGGCUUAGGAUAUACAAACUGAGGAACUACGUGGUGGAAAAUUUAAUUGAAGUCCAAAGGCUACGUCAAGAAAUUAAAUUACGUCAAGUUCUGAGCCUCCAAAUGCCUUUACUCAAUGAGUGGUCCAAACUCGAUGCGAAAAACUUGGAAGCGUUGAGUAAGCUAACUCGAAAACUGCACGCUUUGUCUGUCCGUUUACCACUCCUACAUGGUGCAACGGUAGAUGUGGUGUCCAUACAUGAAGAAAUGGUCACAGCCAUAGAAGUCAUGGAUGAGAUCGAAGACAUGGUCAUCAAGUUUCUCCCACGAGUUGAAAUAAUCCUAUAUGAGAUGACAGAGUUGCUCAGCAUGUUCAAACAAGAAUUAUUAUAUUUUGAAGAGUUGGAGAAGACUCUUUUCUUUGUUCCUGUGCUUGCGGUGGAGGAGAGUAGCUUAAAGGUCCAUGUUCUCCAGAAGACUAAAGAAGAGAGAAAAUCUUUGCAAUAUUGA